ACCCUAAUUCAUAGCGAUCGUGUGUACUAAAAAGUAGCAGUGCCGCUAAACAAAAGAUUCAAGUUGCGAACCCGGUAAAGGAAAAUUGCGAAAAAACGUCGAAAUUGAAAAAGAAUUCAUUGGAAAAAAAUAUUAUAUAUACUUUCGGUGUAAUUUAUCAGCUGUUGCAGCAAUAAAACGAAAUAUUUUUAAAGAAAUUCAUAGCGUGCGACUAGUGAAAAAUAUACUUUACAAAGUGUAGUGCAGAACUGACAACAAGCUCUUCAGCUUCAGAUAUCAAAGGAUAAUACGCGAGGAUAUUAUAUUUUGCAACCACAAAAUAUUUCAAACUUUUACUGUGUUUUCUCAGCGUUUUAACCAGUUUCUCUUCAGUAAAAACAAUUUUAUCCAUAAACUAAAUAAUCGGGAAAAAGUAUGUCGCUGAAAUCAUUGCUGUUUAUUAGCUCUACAAUCGCCGUGAUCGCCUGUGUUUGCGCGCAACUCGCUCCCGGCUCAAAUAUGUACCUGCCACCCAAGCCAAAUGGCUACAACUACCCAGAGCCCAAGAAUCCACUGCGACCUGGAACCCCAACCGGUCCUGGACCACGACCACCAGGCCCACAGCGCCCACCAGGCCCACAGCGCCCAUCGCAACCUGGACCCGGCGAGCCUGGUCACGUUCACGUCCCCGGCAUGCCAUUCGACUUCGAGUACGCCGUCAAUGAUGUUGAGACCGCCAACGAUUAUGCCCACAAAGCUUCGAGCAAUGGUGAUGUAGUGACCGGUGAAUAUCGCGUUGCAUUACCCGAUGGUCGCACACAGAUCGUACGCUAUACCGCCGACUGGAAGACUGGCUAUCACGCGGAUGUCAGCUACGAGGGUGAGCCACAAUUUCCGCAGGGUCCCGGCGGCCGGCCCGGCUACAAAUACUAAGGGAGUACACGCUAAAUGAUGUUGGAGCGCCUGAAGCACACUCUUGCACGCACGCACACAAACAAACACUCACUCACAUGCUCACACGCCAACACACCCACACUUAACUGCAAUUAAUGCUACAGCAACUGCCACAACAAAAAUAAACUACUACUGCCCCACAUGAAGAUAAGACAACGAUAAGGCAAUGAAAUUAAAUUUUUGUUUGGAGAACGAGAAAUUCCGGAUGUGUAAAUUUUUGUUUUGUUUAAAUCCAUCGAAUUUUUAUUAUUAGUAUAAUUUUUAAUGAUUUUUUAGUAUUGAAAUUUUUUAUAUGUAUUUUUAACUAAUAUAUACAGAGUAGUUCUCAUAUAUUUUUCGAAAAAUAUGAAAAAUAAUAAUAUUCAUUUUAACUUUUUUGUAUGCAGUAUUUCAAAUGUUCAAACUCUUUACGAAUAAAUAAAAAGAUAUAAAAU
Bactrocera oleae (olive fruit fly) is the source of this 1367-nucleotide messenger RNA. RefSeq names its product Cuticular protein 50Cb (gene Cpr50Cb). Gene Ontology annotation, cellular component: extracellular matrix. Lineage: Eukaryota; Metazoa; Arthropoda; Insecta; Diptera; Tephritidae. The record is from RefSeq and is a predicted model, not a curated record.